CGGCGCGCGUUGCGGAGGCUCCAAGAUGGCGACGGCCGCAGUUCCUCCUGCUGCAGCCUCCCCACCUCUGCAGUCCGGCGGCGCAGGCUGCGGGGACUCUCGCUAGAGUCGGCCAAGUUUUGACUAUCCUUGAGUGAUAUAUAAAUAGAGAAGCUGCUGCAGGAUGAAAAGAUGGCAGCUCCGCUUAUUGCACCACCCGGCCCUCAUAGCUUCAAAGCAUUUACCCGUGAAUCCUUGGCUGCUAUUGAAAAACGCAUAGCCGAAGAGAAGAAGAAAAAGCCACCAAAGCCGGACAGUAGCCACAGAGACGAUGACGAAGACAAUAAACCAACACCAAACACUGACCUGGAAGUAGGCAAAAAUGUGCCGUUUAUUUAUGGCGAUGUUCCUGGGAAACAUAUUGCUGUGCCAAUCGAAGACUUAGACCCUUUUUAUUUAAACCAGAAAACCUUUAUAGUACUAAACAGAGGAAAAACAAUCUUCAGAUUUAGUGCCAAUCCUGCCUUGUAUAUUUUAAGUCCUUUUAACCCAUUAAGGAAAAUAGCUAUUAAAAUUUUGAUACAUUCAGUAUUUAGCAUGAUCAUUAUGUGCACUAUUUUGACCAACUGCGUAUUCAUGACUUUUAGUAAUCCCCCAGACUGGUCGAAACAAGUGGAGUACACUUUCACUGGAAUUUAUACAUUUGAAUCACUUGUGAAAAUCAUUGCAAGAGGUUUUUGUAUAGACAGCUUUACGUUUUUGAGGGACCCAUGGAACUGGUUAGAUUUCAGCGUCAUUAUGAUGGCAUAUGUGACAGAGUUUGUGGACCUUGGGAAUGUCUCAGCGCUGAGAACAUUCAGAGUUCUCCGAGCUUUGAAAACUAUCUCUGUCAUUCCAGGUCUGAAGACCAUUGUGGGUGCCCUUAUUCAGUCUGUGAAGAAGUUGUCAGAUGUCAUGAUUUUGACGGUGUUUUGCCUCAGUGUCUUUGCUUUAAUCGGUCUACAGCUUUUCAUGGGUCAUUUAAGGCGGAAGUGUGUUGUUUGGCCAAUCAACAUGGACGAGCAAUACUUGGCCAAUGGCAGCAGAGGCUUUGACUUUGACGAAUAUAUAAACAAUGACACAAACUUUUAUAAAGUCCAUGGAGCCAUUGAUCCAAUACUGUGUGGUAAUAGCACAGAUGCGGGGCAAUGUCCAGAAGGAUACACAUGUAUGAAAGCAGGGAGGAACCCAAACUAUGGCUACACAAACUUUGAUACCUUUAGUUGGGCUUUUUUAGCCUUAUUUCGCCUUAUGACUCAGGAUUUUUGGGAAAACUUGUACCAAUUGACACUACGUGCUUCUGGAAAAACAUACAUGAUCUUCUUUGUGUUGGUCAUCUUCGUUGGCUCAUUUUAUUUGGUGAAUUUGAUUCUGGCUGUGGUGGCUAUGGCUUAUGAAGAACAGAAUCAAGCAACUCUUGAGGAAGCAGAGCAGAAGGAAAAUGAAUUCAAAGCAAUGCUGGAGCAGCUGAAGAGAAUUCAAGAAGAGCAGGCAGCAGCUAUGGCUACCUCAGCUGGCACUGUUACUGAAGACGCUGUGGAAGAUGAAGAAGGGGAUGCUCGGAUGUCUCAGACAUCGUCAGAACUUUCAAAGUUGAGUACUAAGAGCGCAAAAGAAAAAAGAAACCGCAGAAGGAAGAAGAGACAGAAAGAACUGUCAGAAGGGGAAGAGAAAGGAGACUCUGAAAAAGUGUACAAAUCGGAAUCAGAGGAUGGUAUAAAAAGAAAAGGGUUUUGGUACCCUGACAAUAGGCUGGGACGAAAGUUUUCAAUUAUGGAUCAGUCUCUUCUCAGCAUCCCAGGUUCUCCGUAUCUGUCCAGACACAACAGCAAGAGCAGCAUCUUCAGUUUUCGGAGAAGUUUCAGAGAUCCAGUCUCUGAAAAUGAGUUUGCAGAUGAUGAACACAGUACAGUGGAAGAAAGUGAAGGAAGACGAGACUCCUUGUUCAUUCCAGUCAGGCACAAUCGGAGGAAUAGCUAUAACAGUGGGUACAGCCAGGGCAGCAGAUCCUCUCGCAUCUUUCCAAACCUGCGAAGGAACGUUAAAAGAAACAGCACAGUGGAUUGUAAUGGCGUGGUGUCAUUAAUUGGUGGUCCGGGUGCCAAAAUCCCUGCUGGACGUCUUCUGCCUGAGGUGAAAAUAGAUAAGGCAGCUACUGAUGACAGCCCUACAUCAGAGAUGGAAAUCAAAAAGAAGCCUUCUGGGUCUCUCCGAGUGUCUAUGGAUCAACUGCAUGCAUCAUUUGGGAAAAAGAAUAGAGCCAAUAGUCUCCUGAGUGUCCUGACGCAUACUCUGGUGGAAGAACUGGAAGAAUCCCAGAGGAAGUGUCCACCUUGGUGGUACAAAUUUGCAGACACAUAUUUGAUAUGGACGUGUUGCCCUUUGUGGAUACGAAUCAAGACCAUAGUAAACAUGAUUGUAAUGGAUCCCUUUGUGGAUUUGACCAUAACCAUUUGCAUAGUCCUUAACACUUUGUUCAUGGCCAUGGAGCACUACCCUAUGACUGAACAGUUUGAAGGAGUUUUGUAUGUAGGAAAUCUGGUUUUUACCGGUAUUUUUACAGCAGAAAUGUUUUUAAAGUUGGUAGCAAUGGAUCCGUACUAUUAUUUUCAGGAAGGCUGGAAUAUUUUCGAUAGCUUUAUUGUAUCUCUCAGUUUAAUGGAGUUGGGUCUUCAAGGUGUCGAAGGCCUGUCUGUAUUGCGAUCUUUCCGAUUGCUGAGAGUCUUCAAGCUAGCCAAAUCCUGGCCCACGCUGAACAUGCUGAUUAAAAUCAUUGGAAACUCUGUUGGUGCAUUGGGCAACCUGACAGUAGUGCUGGCCAUCAUCGUCUUCAUUUUUGCUGUGGUGGGGAUGCAGUUAUUUGGCAAAAAUUACAAGGAUUGUGUCUGCAAAAUAAAUCCAGACUGUGUGCUACCACGCUGGCACAUGAAUGAUUUUUUUCAUUCUUUCCUUAUCGUUUUUCGAGUGUUGUGUGGAGAGUGGAUUGAAACCAUGUGGGACUGCAUGGAGGUCGCAGGACAGGCUAUGUGUCUGGUUGUCUUCAUGAUGGUGAUGGUUAUUGGAAACUUAGUGGUCCUGAAUCUGUUCCUUGCUUUGUUACUCAGCUCAUUCAGUGCAGACAAUCUGGCUGCCACUGAUGAUGACGGAGAAAUGAACAACCUUCAAAUUUCAGUCAUUCGCAUUAAAAAAGGCAUAGCUUGGAUUAAACUCAAAGUGCACAACUUUAUACAAAAAUACUUUAAGAAGAAAGAUGCCGAUGAAAAGCCUUUAGAUGACAUGUAUGAAAAAAAACACUGCUUAGUAAAUCACGCCGGGGUGGAUAUCAAUCGAGAUAUGGAAUAUCAGAAGAACGGCAAUGGCACUACCAGUGGUAUAGGAAGCAGUAUGGAGAAAUAUGUUAUAGACGAGGACCACAUGUCAUUCAUAAAUAACCCUAACCUCACUGUCAAAGUGCCGAUUGCAGUGGGAGAAUCUGAUUUUGAGAAUCUUAAUACUGAGGAUUUUAGCAGUGUAUCUGAUGAAGAAGGAAGCAAAGAUAAACUUGAUGACACCAGUUCUUCAGAAGGUAGCACCAUUGACAUAAAGCCAGAAGCAGAAGAAGUUCCCGUAGAACAGCCAGAGGAAUACCUGGAUCCCGAUAACUGCUUUACAGAAGGUUGCGUGGCACGUUUCAAGUGUUGUCAAGUCAGUGUAGAAGAAGGGAUUGGAAAGAGCUGGUGGACCCUGAGGAAAACCUGUUUCCUUAUAGUAGAGCACAACUGGUUUGAAACCUUUAUUAUCUUCAUGAUCUUGAUGAGCUCCGGGGCUUUGGCCUUUGAAGAUAUCUACAUAGAACAACGCAAGACCAUUCGAACAGUCCUCGAGUAUGCAGAUAAGGUUUUCACUUACAUUUUCAUCCUGGAAAUGUUACUGAAGUGGCUGGCCUAUGGAUUUGUCAAGUUCUUCACGAACGCCUGGUGCUGGCUUGACUUCCUCAUUGUUGAUGUGUCUUUAGUAAGCCUUGUAGCUAAUGCCUUGGGCUACUCGGAACUAGGUGCCAUUAAGUCCCUUAGGACCUUAAGAGCUUUGAGACCCCUAAGAGCCUUGUCACGAUUUGAAGGGAUGAGGGUUGUAGUCAACGCUUUGGUUGGUGCAAUUCCUUCCAUUAUGAAUGUCUUGCUGGUCUGCCUUAUAUUCUGGCUGAUUUUUAGUAUCAUGGGGGUCAACUUGUUUGCUGGUAAAUACUACUACUGUUACAACGAGACAGCAGAAGAAUACUUCCCAAUAGAUGUAGUAAACAACAAGACAGACUGUGAGAAUCUUAUAUACCAAAACUACACAGAAGUCAGAUGGAAAAAUGUGAAAAUCAACUUUGACAAUGUUGGGGCUGGAUACCUUGCCUUGCUUCAAGUAGCAACAUUUAAGGGGUGGAUGGACAUUAUGUAUGCAGCAGUGGACUCCAGAAGGGUCACAGAACAGCCAACAUAUGAAGACAACAUCUACAUGUACAUUUAUUUUGUAAUUUUUAUCAUCUUUGGCUCUUUUUUUACCCUUAAUUUAUUCAUUGGUGUCAUCAUUGACAACUUCAAUCAACAGAAGAAAAAGUUCGGAGGUCAGGAUAUCUUCAUGACAGAGGAACAGAAAAAAUAUUAUAAUGCUAUGAAAAAAUUGGGCUCCAAGAAACCACAGAAGCCUAUACCUAGGCCAUUGAAUAUAUUUCAAGGUGCCAUCUUUGAUUUGAUCACACAACAAGCAUUUGAUAUACUCAUCAUGAUCCUCAUUUGUCUCAACAUGGUCACCAUGAUGGUGGAAACAGACGAUCAGAGCAAAUAUAAAGAGAAUGUCCUGUACUGGGUUAAUUUAGUUUUCAUUUGCUUUUUUACCACGGAGUGUGUUCUGAAACUGUGUGCCUUGCGUCAUUUUUACUUCACCAUUGGAUGGAACAUUUUUGACUUUGUUGUUGUAAUUCUGUCUAUCGUUGGUAUGUUCCUGGCAGACCUGAUUGAAAAAUACUUUGUCUCCCCAACACUCUUCAGAGUCAUCCGCUUGGCUCGUAUUGGCCGUAUACUUCGCUUAAUCAAAAGUGCCAAAGGAAUACGAACCCUGCUUUUUGCCUUAAUGAUGUCAUUGCCGGCCUUGUUUAAUAUUGGCCUGCUUUUGUUUCUUGUUAUGUUCAUUUUUUCCAUAUUUGGAAUGUCUAACUUUGCCUAUGUCAAGAAAGAAGGAGGGAUAGAUGACAUGUUCAACUUUGAGACCUUUGGCAAUAGCAUGAUCUGCUUAUUUAUGAUUACUACCUCAGCAGGCUGGGACGGCUUGUUGUUGCCCAUCUUAAAUCGUCCCCCAGAUUGCGAUCCUAAAAAAGAGAACCCAGGAAGUCCAAUGCAAGGUGAUUGUGGAAACCCCUCCGUAGGGAUAUUUUUCUUUGUCAGUUAUAUAAUCAUAUCCUUUCUCAUAGUGGUGAACAUGUACAUUGCUAUCAUCCUAGAAAAUUUUAGCGUGGCUACGGAAGAGAGUGCAGAUCCUUUAAGUGAGGAUGAUUUUGAAACAUUUUACGAAAUUUGGGAGAAAUUUGACCCUGACGCCACUCAGUUCAUUCAGUUCAGCAAACUCCCAGAUUUUGCGGAUGCUUUGGAACAUCCGCUGAGAGUCCCAAAGCCAAACACUAUAGAACUAAUUGCCAUGGAUUUGCCUAUGGUGAGCGGGGACAGAAUUCACUGUCUGGACAUCCUCUUUGCCUUCACCAAACGUGUACUUGGAGAGAGUGGUGAGCUUGAUAUAUUGCGGCAGCAGAUGGAAGAGCGCUUUGUAGCUUCCAACCCUUCAAAAGUGUCUUAUGAGCCCAUCACUACAACGCUCAGACGCAAACAAGAGGACGUAUCCGCUGUUGUUAUUCAGCAGGCGUACAGACACCACUUAUUAAAGCGAGGAUUUGUUUGUAGAAAGCCUUCUUCUACCAAAAUGGAGAACGGAGGAACAAAUAUGGACAGGAAAGAAGGCACCCCUUCUACCGCAUCACUCCCAUCAUAUGACAGUGUAACUAAACCUGAGAAGGAAAAACAAGAAAGAAUACAAGAGGCAAUUAGAGAGAGAGCAAAAAAACAAAAACAAGUCAGGGAAUCCAAGUGUUGAGAAAAACUGUUAACUUUUCAAAUUUGCAAGCAAAGAUUGUUUACAAAUGUAAUAAAUAUAUCAAUGCAGAUCAGCAAUGGAGAUACUUACCUAAAGAUCAGUACCAAACAAUCUGCUUGUUGUGACAUUGUUGCAUUUUACUGCAUGGCAGUGACACACCACCUGGUUAAAAGACUAUUACAAGGAUGUUAUAUUGUUGGGCAGGUGGAUACUGCAUGUCUCCCAUCAAUCGAUGCAACUUAGGAGAAACAACCAGAGCUGUAAGGAAUAGUGCAAUUCCAGAUCAGCCCAAAGGAGUUUAUUUUCUCAUAUUAUUCUUAUUAUUAUUAUUAUUCCGAAAAAACAAAAAAGCACCACUUAGGGGUUUGAUUAUUCAUGCAAAACUAUAUUUGCAAUGUUACAUUAGUCAAGCAGCAAAACAAGACAAAAAAAAGAAAAAUAUCUGGCUACAAAAAAAAAAAAAAUCACAAAAAAUAAUCACAAAAAAACCCAAACAUUAUGCCCAUGCUGCAUAAUUGUCACAGUUUAUUUCAUAUAUCUGCAUAAUUUUUCUACACGGGCUUCAUGUGAUUGGGGGAAAUGGGGGAAAUCAGGUUAUUCUUCGGGCUAAGGGGCAUUUGCUCAGGCCGAUUCCAAAAAGAAAAAAAAAUCAAAUAAAUUGUGCUCGUUCAAUGCAUAGAAAUGACUUGCAUGAUGGCAUGCUGUGAUCAGGAAUCAUGCAUGAAGACUCAUAAAACACAAAACAUCAGUACUCUGUCCACUGCAGUGGCUAAGCCAUAGGUUUGGGGCACGCCGCUGAAUACUGAACACUUUAUCUGGAGGCAACCUAGUAUUAAUAUAUAUAUACCCUUCACCAGUAUUUACCAAAUCUUCAAACUUUUACACGUCAUGGCUAGGGAUUAAAGCAAGACAGAACAAUUUGUGUAUGUUUAUUACAGUUCUUUUAAAACGAUGUCACUUUUGCACAUACUACAUACAAAAUGAGAACUACUAGUUGCUGCUUGAGGUUUCCUUUCCUGGGGUACAAUAAAUAUUAAAAAGAAAAAAAAAAGAGAAGAAUAUAGCUUCUAAUACUAUGUCACUGUAAACCAAAAUCUAGGGCUUAUGAAAUUCUGCUUUUGUAUUUUGCAAUGUUUUUAGUCUCCAUUCUACAAAGGGCAUAUAUUUAGCAGAUGCAAAGCUGCAAUAUUUAGAGACUCCUUUUAAGUGGCAGAAUUGAAUCAGUUUGCAUUGGGUAGGAAUCGGUACAGAUAUGGAGAGGGCUUGUGAAGUAGGUCAUUUUGUUUCCCUUGGGGCAUUUCACAGCUUAGCACUUUAUAUGGCAUGUUUGAUCACUGUUUUUGUCAUAACAUUUUUUUAUUUUUGAAUAAAUAAUGAUCUGGUACCAUCUUCAUCAUGGCAACAACGCCCGUUGAAUUUUAGUGCGAAUGCAAAUUAUGAUGGCUUUCACUUCCUAAAGUCUCUGUGCAUUAAAACAAUGCACCUCCCCCACCGGUACUGCACUGAGACACUUUUUUCCACCAAUUGUGUAAGCUUUUCUUACUCGUUGUGUGCAUCGUCAUCUGUUGAAAUGAUCUGUAUGUACCUUCACUUGUUCAUAAAGUGUUUUUCUUCAAUUAACUUUUGUCCUUUCAGCCUUCGGCAUAUAUAUUCCAUUUUUUUGGAAGGGUAACUUCAUUUUUAAUUUUUUUUUUGGUUCUUGGUUAAUGUUUUUGGAGAGAACACCUCGUCGGUGCUGCAGUAAAAUUAUGCAAAAAAUGCAUGCAGUAUUUUGUUCACUAGCUGAUGCUGAUGAGGAGUUUUUUUUUUUGGCUUAAAUGUAGGAUAUAAAGAAGGACAUUCUCGGUGUGGACCAAAAAUAACGCCUGAUAUUUAGCCAACUCGCAGAAUGCAUGAGAUGUCAUGUCGUCCAUUGUCAUUUGGUAUCAGACCAUAACCAACUUCUCCAUUAUAUUGUAUUUCACUGAAAAUCAUUACUUCUGUGCCAAGUGGAACUUAGUUUCCAAAGCAGUGGCCUAAGUGAAGCUGGUUAGCAUGGAAAAGGGAAUCUAGACUACAGAACAAUUUAUAACUUGAUAUAGCAUUUUUUUUCCAUUUACAGCUACAAUAGGAUGUAUUAUAAUAAACCAAUGCCAUACAUAUGUACAGGCUAUGUUGUAAACAGCACAAGAAGCUGAAAAGUGUGGUUCAA
Bufo bufo (common toad) is the source of this 8317-nucleotide messenger RNA. It is a transcript of the gene SCN8A, whose product is annotated as sodium voltage-gated channel alpha subunit 8. Gene Ontology annotation, molecular function: voltage-gated sodium channel activity. Gene Ontology annotation, cellular component: plasma membrane; axon; voltage-gated sodium channel complex. Gene Ontology annotation, biological process: neuronal action potential; membrane depolarization during action potential; sodium ion transmembrane transport. Lineage: Eukaryota; Metazoa; Chordata; Amphibia; Anura; Bufonidae. The record is from RefSeq and is a predicted model, not a curated record. Bases 172 to 6126 code for a protein of 1984 amino acids. The transcript is spliced from 27 exons.